CCUUAUAAAUAUUUUUUAAUCUUUUACUUGACUUUGUCGGCUAAUGUGAAAUUAUUUCUUUAUUACUAUCGAUUUAUUUAACGGAUACUAGAUAUCUUGUAAACCAUAUUAUUGAGGUUGCCUAAGUCGUAUUAAUACAGUUUAUCAACCAAACUCACCAUGCCGCGAAUUAUGAUAAAGGGCGGCGUGUGGCGCAACACAGAGGAUGAAAUUCUCAAAGCAGCUGUUAUGAAAUAUGGCAAAAACCAGUGGUCACGUAUUGCCUCACUGUUACAUCGAAAAUCAGCUAAACAGUGUAAAGCCAGGUGGUAUGAAUGGCUGGAUCCGAGCAUUAAGAAGACUGAGUGGUCCCGGGAGGAGGAUGAGAAAUUAUUACAUCUGGCCAAGUUAAUGCCAACACAGUGGCGCACCAUAGCACCUAUCAUUGGACGUACAGCAGCACAGUGUUUGGAGCGAUAUGAAUAUUUACUGGACCAAGCUCAAAAGAAAGAAGAGGGAGAUGAUAUGGGAGAUGACCCACGCAAGCUGAAGCCUGGUGAAAUUGAUCCAAAUCCUGAAACAAAACCUGCCAGACCUGAUCCCAAAGACAUGGAUGAAGAUGAAUUGGAAAUGCUGUCCGAGGCACGUGCACGUCUUGCUAACACUCAGGGCAAAAAAGCUAAAAGGAAAGCGCGCGAAAAACAAUUGGAAGAGGCACGCCGCCUGGCAGCUUUACAGAAGCGACGUGAGCUGAGCGCUGCUGGUAUUGCUGUGCCCAUGAGGCGGAAGAAGAAGCGUGGUGUGGAUUAUAACUCAGAAAUUCCAUUCGAGAAGCGACCGGCAGCUGGUUUCUAUGAUACUUCAACAGAAGUAGUGGACCCAAUGGCUCCUGAUUUCUCACGCUUGAGGCAACAGCAUCUUGAUGGUGAACUGCAUUCAGAGAAAGAAGAGAGGGAGCGACGCAAAGAUAAACAAAAGUUGAAGCAGCGGAAAGAAAAUGACGUGCCACAAGCAAUGCUGCAGGGUGACCAGCCUGCGCGCAAACGUAGCAAGCUGGUGCUACCCGAGCCGCAAGUGUCUGAUCAGGAGCUGCAGCAAGUGGUGAAGCUGGGCCGCGCGUCGGAGGCGGCGCGGGCGGGCGCGGGCGGUGCGGGGGACGCGGAGGCCGCCACGGACGCGCUGCUGGCUGACUACGCGCUCACGCCCGCGCCAGCUACCGCGCUGCGGACGCCCGCGCACCACCAGGACAGAAUCCUGAUGGAGGCGCAGAACGUGAUGGCACUGACGCACGUGGAUACACCGUUGAAGGGCGGUCUUAAUACGCCUCUGCAACAAUCGGACUUCUCGGGAGCAUUACCACACGCGCAGGCUGUAGCUACGCCCAACACUGUCCUCGCCACUCCCUUUAGAUCAACUCGCAGCGAAGUGUCUACACCAGGGAGCUUUAAUACACCCAGUCAGGCAACAGGACAGUCGGCACUAAUGACGCCAGGAUUGCGGGACAAGUUAAGCAUUAAUCCUGAAGAUCGGUUGAGCGCCGGUGACACUCCUCAAAUGGCGAAUCAGUUGCAAAAACAGGCUGUGGCGUCGGUCCGCAGCGCGCUGGGCGGGCUGCCGGCGCCGCGCAACGACUACGAGAUCGUGGUGCCCGCGCCCGCGCCCCCCGCCGCCGCCGCCCCCGCGCCCGCGCCGCUCCUCGACCAGGCCGACGUCGACGCGCGCCGGCUGCGGGACCGAGACGAACGACGUUUGGCAGAACUGGCAUUACGUUCGACGGCUGUACAGCGAGGCUGCGCGCGGCCGGUGGACGUGAACGGAGCCGUAGUGCGGGGCGGCGCCGGGAGCACUCUCACGCCUCUGCAGCAGGCCGAGGAGCUGCUGAAGGCAGAGAUGGUUACCAUGCUGCAUUAUGACGCGCUGCGAGACCCCCCACUAGGUGUGGACAAAAAGCGAGCUGUGCAAUUACAAGCAUCACACUUAGCGUACUUAGAGCAACAUCCCUAUGAGGAUUUCACUGCUGAAGAACUGACGGCCGCUAAACAAGAGCUCAAAAAGGAAAUAGAGGUAGUGAAGGCCGGUAUGGGACAUGGAGACCUCAGUAUAGAUGCGUACACACAAGUAUGGGAAGAGUGUUUAGCACAGGUUUUGUUUCUCCCAGGGCAAAAUAGAUACACACGUGCCAACUUGGCCAGCAAGAAGGAUAGGUUAGAAUCAGCUGAGAAGAGGUUAGAACAGAAUAGAAAUCACAUGGCAAAAGAAGCUAAAAAAUGCUCGAAAAUGGAGAAGAGACUUCGAGUGCUCACAGGCGGUUACCAGAGUCGUGCUGCUUCAUUAAUAAAGCAAUUCCAAGAAUUACAAGAUCAGAUAGAGCAGUCUAAUCUGGAGCUUUCUACUUUCAAGUUUUUAGCGGAACAGGAGAAAGCGGCCAUUCCAAGAAGAAUAGAGUCAUUAACAGAAGACGUGAAUCGUCAAACGGAUCGUGAAAAACAAUUACAGAAACGUUACGGCGAACUUCAAACAGAACUAGAGGAACUUCACAAAGGAAAACAAAUAAAAGGAACAGAUCUAAAGGCUGUCGAAGAAUAGUUUUUAUAGUUUUAUGGAAUGAUACUUAA
This is a messenger RNA of Achroia grisella, 2594 nucleotides long. RefSeq names its product cell division cycle 5-like protein (gene Cdc5). The transcript has 16 exons. NCBI's taxonomy places the organism in Eukaryota, Metazoa, Arthropoda, Insecta, Lepidoptera, Pyralidae. Gene Ontology annotation, cellular component: Prp19 complex; spliceosomal complex. Gene Ontology annotation, biological process: mRNA splicing, via spliceosome; regulation of transcription by RNA polymerase II. The record is from RefSeq and is a predicted model, not a curated record. Gene Ontology annotation, molecular function: DNA-binding transcription factor activity, RNA polymerase II-specific; RNA polymerase II transcription regulatory region sequence-specific DNA binding. Bases 160 to 2565 code for a protein of 801 amino acids.